Aspergillus clavatus NRRL 1 is the source of this 951-nucleotide messenger RNA. RefSeq names its product putative tyrosine/serine protein phosphatase (gene ptyA). The transcript has 5 exons. The record is from RefSeq and is a predicted model, not a curated record. Gene Ontology annotation, biological process: dephosphorylation. Lineage: Eukaryota; Fungi; Ascomycota; Eurotiomycetes; Eurotiales; Aspergillaceae. Gene Ontology annotation, molecular function: phosphoprotein phosphatase activity. The coding region runs from base 1 to 951 and encodes 316 amino acids.
AUGACGACUCCUCGCCAAUCCAGCGUCGACCUCGGCUCGCCCGACCGGCCCUUCGACAACAUCAUCAACUUCCGCGAUGUCGGCCGCUCCAUCAACCAGGCGAUAGGGUCUCGCGUUGUGAAAGAAGGCGUCUUGUUCCGCAGCGCAAGGCUAGACGACGCCUCAGAGCGCGAUAGACGGCGGCUAGCAGAUGAACUGCACAUCGCGACUGUGCUCGAUCUCCGCUCGACGCAGACCGGACUGACGAUGAAGCUUCCCAGCACGGAACACCAGAUGGCGACUCGCAAACGCCGCGGGGAGGACGCCCUGGCCGCUGGUAUGGACCAGUCGCCCCUCCCCGCUGCCCCGGACGAGCAUCUCAUGGCGAUUCCCGGCGUGCAGCGCUCCCUGAUCAGUCUGGUAGGGAAGGCGUUUGAGCGGACGCUACUGUGGCGGUUGGAUUGGUAUAAUCUCAUACGCGUCCUCGCCCUCGUGGCAUCCGGGUACCGCACCGCGGCGGUCACCAUCGUCGGCGAGCAGGUCAUGGCGCCGCGAGGCCUGAUCGGGCUCGGCCAGGAUACGCUGGACAGCAGCACGGGCGAGAUGCGGGAGAUCUUCGAGCUGCUGGCGCGCGCCGAGGCGUACCCGGUCGUCGUGCAUUGCACGCAGGGCAAGGACCGGACGGGGCUGGUGGUGUUGCUGCUGCUGCUGUUGCUGGGCGUGGUGUCCGAGGAGGCCAUUGCGGCGGACUAUGGCAAGUCCGAGGCGCAGCUGGGCGUGGAGUUUGAGGAGCGCAUGAAGGAGAUCCGUAUGCUGGGGCUCGAUGAGGAGUUAACCAAGUGUCCGCCGGGGUUUACGGCGGCCAUGCGGGCGCAUCUGGAGGCGCGCUAUGGUGGUGUUGAAGGGUAUUUGGUUGCGGUGGGGAUUGAUCGAGAGAAGCAGGAGGUGAUCAGGCAGAGGUUGCUGGCUUAA